Dothidotthia symphoricarpi CBS 119687 is the source of this 994-nucleotide messenger RNA. RefSeq lists its product as uncharacterized. The record is from RefSeq and is a predicted model, not a curated record. Gene Ontology annotation, molecular function: hydrolase activity. Bases 1 to 804 code for a protein of 267 amino acids. The transcript is spliced from 2 exons. Lineage: Eukaryota; Fungi; Ascomycota; Dothideomycetes; Pleosporales; Dothidotthiaceae.
AUGCCUUUCGCAUCUGUAUACUUGUCCUGGAUGCGCGCGGACCUAAGCGGAAAGUUGUUAAUAGCGCUCGCAUCUGAUGAAGAAACAAGGUACAUGUUUGAGCAGAUCAAGGGUGAAAUGGUCGCAGACUGUGUCCUUUCCGCUGAGCCUAGCGGGACUGGUGCAAUCGCUUUCUCCUCGAAAGGCUAUCUACAAUUUACUGUCGAAGUCGCAACUCGAGGCGCCAUCUCUGGAUACCCGAACGCUAGUCUCAGCGAUAUCCGCAUUGCUAUGCAUAUCAUUCGCGAUCUUGAUCUGCUGGAAACAAUCAAUGUCGACCUACCUCCGUCGAUUGCGACUCGGCUGGCGGAUACGAAGUAUCGGGGUUGGCUGGAUGACAUAUACGGCGAGGGUGCGGCGGGCCUCAUCCCAGUAGUCUCGAUCAACGUUGGUACUAUCCAAGGCGGCAGCUCUGCGAAUUCACACUCGGUCUUUAGCGAGGCUAGCAAGAUUGUCGCCCGGUACCCGGAAGCCCACAUACGCCUUGAAGGAGCGGACGCAGCGGAUAUCUCAGACUCCGAGCACGAGAUGACACCAAUUUUUCAACAUGUUGUCACAGACCUUGGCUGGCCCAAACCACAAAUGGCGCCCGAUACUGCCAUCUCAGAUCUCCGAUAUUGGCGAUAUCGCGGAAUUCCGACAUUUUGGUAUGGUCCCGAUGGAGAGCAUGUCAGUGCUGCCAAUGAGUCCGUUAAGAUUGAAGAGCUGCUGCACCUCGUGCGCACGUAUGUGGUUGCCUCAGCAGAAUAUCUCAAGAAGAGCUAAGCGUUACGUGCUCGCGCUUUCAAAGCGGUGAUGAGUCGUGAUGGUAGAAAAAAGUUCUAGGCUAUAUUCAUUCUUUCAUCGAUGGCCAUAGUUGCAACGUUGUUAUGCCAAGUACAUAUGAAUCCAUAGAUGAGAGGUUCAGAUUACUCACAGUACAUACAAGAGCGAGGAAUGUUGGAUGUGUCAGCAG